UCGAUGACAUUUGGCAAGUUUCAAAAUGGCGUUCGGAUCAUAUCAGCUGAUAUUGAUUUAUAACAAUAUCCAUAAAAUGAGUAAUUUUAGGUAGUAAAAAAUUGCCAAAUGUCUGAUAUGACCCCUGGCACCGAGCGCUGGACCAUAUUUUGUGCAGCGCAGAAUCUUCCCGCAGUUUUAAAUGAUCCGAAUCGAGGAAAGCAAUCUAACUUCUUCACGAGAACAUGGGGCGAUACGUUUGUAGAAAAUACCAGUAUAGGAAAGUGCCCUUUUCUACCGGACAUCAACCAUUCUCACUUUGAAACCUAUCUUCGUAAAUACGGCCGUAGGCACCGAAGGCAUGUUAGACUUUCGCAAGCGAAACUCGAAGGCUUACGGCCAAGAAGCCGCAGUACUGAACUCGUUUCGACGGAGACCAACUUUGACAGUAUUCCCGUGGUGUUUUUAAAACCUUCGUUACCGUUAAAUGAUCCUAUGGUUUUCAAUACGAUAUUUACUAGCAUUACGACUUCAAAGGAUGCCAAAAGCCAGCAAAGUGGACGUUUGUUGCAGGAGCAGCUCAGCUAUUACCUUGAUUCGGUCGAAGAGCAAAUUGCGAUACAAGUAUCGCAGAAAUCGAGUGCCUUUUUUCACGCCAUGACUUCUCACGACACGAUCAUGGAGCAGAUGGGUACCGCUUGCAAGGCGGUUCGAGCUCUUCGAGCCAAAGUGCAAAACGUCGAUAGAAUGCUGGCGAAGGACUCGUUGAAGCUUGUCGGUCUCGCGAGAUCGCGGACAAAUCAUAUUUUAUUGCUAGACAAAUUGAAGCUUAUGGCAACUGUUUUGCAAACGCAGCCGACUUUGCAGUUAUUGUUAAGUUCGUCUGACUUUGUUGCAGCUUUGGAACUGAUUGCAAGCACUCAAGAGGUUUUAGCGAAGGAACUGGCAGGCGUGACGAGUUUGCGGCACUUGCCGUCUCAAUUAAAGGAAAUGUCGCGAUUGAUCGAUAAGAUGUUGAGUACCGAAUUUGAAAGGUACGCGGCUGCGGAUUUGCAUAGGCCUUUGAAUGCUUGCGUCGAAGUUUUGGAGCCGGAACGCUUGGUGAGCUUAGUUGCGGGAUUGUUACGACAGAGUCACCUACACUUCUUGGAGGUUUACAAGCAGGAGGCGAUAACCGCCGCUCAAACGGUUUUAAAACAGCUGGUAAUCGAGCAACUGGCGACCGUUGAGGACGAUAUGGAGCACUGUUUGACCGGAUCCGGAGAGGCACCUUUCACCUUGGAUUCGGCUCAGUGGCUCAAAGUUUUGGCACUCGCCAGUGAGGCGCUAGUAAAAUUAAUACGGCGAGUCCACGCUGUUCAUAAUGUCAUUUCGAAUACCGCCGACGUUAGUGCCGGCUUACUGGAAACCUCGGAGUUCGGCGAGCGGUUUCUCAGCUUAGAUGAGCACAAGCGCGUCAAGCUGAAAUUGGAAGAUCUGCUGUCGGCAGUCUGCGAUUACUGUCACGAAAGACUGGCAUCACUCGUUAGUACCCAAUCCGAUAGGCAACCAAUAAAUUCCGCGCAAAUUACAGAUUUAUCGGAUAUCGUGGAAGAUUUUACGGCAGUAUGCGAAGAAGUCUGCGGUCGUCAGAGUCCGGCGCUGCGAGCCGCCUUUAAAAUACAAGCUGGAAAUUAUGUACAUAAAUUUCAUAGUCAACGAAAGAGUAAGUUAACGUUACUAUUGGACGCCGAAAGGUGGAAGGUAGCUGAAGUUCCUCCCGAGUUUCAAGUUUUAGUCGAUAAACUUUCGUCAGAUAAACCAAUGAACUCCAUCCCGAGCAGUCCCGAGAACGGUGUCAUUGUUAACAACAGCAAAGCGGCCGGCGCACUGAAAAUUGGCUCACAAGAAUACGUGACUGUCGGAACCGUUCUAAUGUUAAUUCGUCUUGUUAGUGAAUACUGUGUUUGUGCUUACGAUCUUCCAGUUUUAGCCGCCGUUAUCGGACGAAAUUUGACCGAAUUAUUGAGGACGUUUAACUCGCGAUCUUGCCAGUUGGUUUUAGGCGCGGGCGCGUUGCGGACUGCCGGCCUCAACACGAUUACGAGUACAACUUUAGCUUUAACCUCGCGAGCUCUACAGCUCGUCCUGUGGCUGAUUCCUCAUAUACGCGCUCAUUUUAAGAAUAUUUCCAACGAGCUCUUAGUUAGUAUGGAUACUGUUGAACGUGACAUCGGGCACCACAUUCAGCAGCUCGAAACAAAAGUGUUGUCGAUUAUGAAUACGUUAUUAGGCGACCAAUUAAACGAGUGGGACGCGAAACCGCCAGUGCCAUCCAAAGCAUUUAGAAACGUGUCGAAGCAUUUAACGAAACUACACGAAGCUGUCAAACCAGUUCUACCAGACGAGCAGGUAUCCGACAUUUACGAAGUUAUACAUAAGAACUUUAAAGGGCGACUUCGUGACGAAAUAAUUAAGAUGAACAUUCAAAACAACGGAGGACCACAACACGGCGUCGUCACCUCGGAAAUAAUUUUCUAUUUGGAAACCAUGAAAACAUUAAAAGUACUGCCGGAUAAAUUCAUUUCCAACAAAGCUAUGGACGAUAUUUGGAAUAGGUAAUAUUAUACUAAGCUGCCCGAGCUUAUAUUGUUAUCGUUGCAUACUAUUUGUGAGAUUAUUAAAGCGCAACCCUAAAAUCAAAUAAUUAUUGUGAAUAAGUGAUAAAUUGUGAAAUGAGUAUUUAAGUAAAUAACGGUAUUAUAGUUUCAUGUUAUUGUAAUUAGGCAAUUCUUUAAAAUAAUGUAAGUAAUCCAUAAUUGUAGCAUUUUCAAUAUGUAAACGGGGCUUAGAAUAAAAUGUUAUUGUUUUUAUAUUUUAA
Messenger RNA from Photinus pyralis (common eastern firefly), 2839 nucleotides. RefSeq names its product vacuolar protein sorting-associated protein 54 (gene scat). Gene Ontology annotation, cellular component: GARP complex. The record is from RefSeq and is a predicted model, not a curated record. NCBI's taxonomy places the organism in Eukaryota, Metazoa, Arthropoda, Insecta, Coleoptera, Lampyridae. Gene Ontology annotation, molecular function: syntaxin binding. The coding region runs from base 109 to 2580 and encodes 823 amino acids. Gene Ontology annotation, biological process: retrograde transport, endosome to Golgi; Golgi to vacuole transport. The transcript is spliced from 3 exons.